This is a messenger RNA of Scylla paramamosain (green mud crab), 5150 nucleotides long. RefSeq lists its product as uncharacterized. NCBI's taxonomy places the organism in Eukaryota, Metazoa, Arthropoda, Malacostraca, Decapoda, Portunidae. The record is from RefSeq and is a predicted model, not a curated record. The transcript is spliced from 8 exons. The coding region runs from base 1366 to 2598 and encodes 410 amino acids.
ACUAUUACCUACUAUUAUCUUUAUUCUCCAUCAGAUUUGCAUCAACAACCACCACCACCACCACCACCACCAGCAUGGCAGUAAUAGCAGGAGUAGUGAAUGGUCACACGUAUGUGGUGACUUCUUGGACUAUCAGGCUGCCCUUGUAGUGUGUUGGACUAUCGGUCAACAAGGAGACCUGAAAGUUACGUGGUACAACUAUUUUGGUGAUAGUAGUGGCUGAGUUGCCGAUCCAAAGGCCUGGCUUAAGAGUGAUCCCGAGCUACCUGUACCAUCAAGAUCAAGAUCGAGAGUGGAUGAGGGCGAGGCAUGAAAGCGAUGAGGCAGAGAAUGAGUAUCUGAAUGCAUGGGCAGCGUAUGUGAAGCAGCAGCGGUUGACGAGACGAAUGAUAAUGAAUGCUAAAGUGAAGAGUGAAAGGAGCGUGAUUCAAUCUUUAAGGGAGAAAGGUAUGGAAGGUGGCCGUGAAUGGUACAAGUUCAUGAGAGGUGAGAAUAUGUCAGGCAGUGUUGGUGUGGAGAGUCUAAAAGUGGAGGGUGUAGUUAUAACAGAGAAGGAUGGAAUCAGGGAGGCAAUCAAAGGGUUCUGGGAAGAAGUAGGUGGGGUAGGUGAGAUGUUUAGUGUGAGAGAAGAAUGUGUAACACUGGAAAGGAAGAAUGCAGAUGAACUGGAUGAAAGAAUCAGUAGGGAUGAAGUGGAGAGGUGUGUGAGAAGGCAGAAGAAUGGCAAGGCAGCAGGUCCAGAUGAUAUACCCUAUGAGUUCUACAAGAAUGGUGGGGAGGUAGUGAUAGACAGAAUGACUGAGUUAUUCACAACCGAGUGUGGGAUGAAGAGAGAGUGCCAAGAAAGUGGAAUGAGAGCCGAGUGUGUCUGUUGCAUAAGGGAGGAUUUAAGAGUAAGAAUGAGCUGAAGAACUACAGGCCAGUUGCAUUAGUGAAUACAGUAGGUAAAGUUUUCAGUGCAGUGUUGAAUGAGAGACUGUGUAAAUGGAUUGAGAGAGCUGGAGUGCUGGGUGAAGAACAGAAUGGUUUUCGUAGGGACAGGAGAGCUGAGGACAAUAUGUUUGUGGUGAAUGAAAUGAUUGAGAAGAAAAAGAAGGAUGGGGGUAAAUUGUACCUAGGUUUUUUGGAUAUAGAGAAAGCUUAUGAUAGAGUGAACAGAGAAAUGUUAGGUAGAGUCUUAGAAAAGAUUGGAUUGAGUGCAAAGAUAGUUAACGUAGUGCAAAGUAUGUAUGUGGACACAAGAGCUAGAUACAGGCUAGGAGACAUAGAAACAGACUGGUGUGAAGAGUGAGAGAGGAGUUAGGCAGGGCUGUAUAUUGUCACCAACCCCUUUUUAGCCUGUAUACAGAGGAGCUAGCAGCCAGGAUGAGAAGAAUGAAUGUAGGGGUAAGUGUGGGGAAUGAUAAAGUAUGUGUGCUCCUUUAUGCAGAUGAUGUAGUUGUUAUGAGUGAAUCGGCAGAUGAGCUUCAAAGUUUGUUGGAUGUAGUGGAUGGCUAUGGUAAAGACUUUGGAGUAAGGUUUAGCAGUGAGAAAAGCAAAGUAAUGAUUGUGAAUAGAUCAGAGGAUGAAAGUAAUGUGGUAUGGAGACUUGGAGAGAAUGAGUUGAGACAGGUGCAAGAAUACAAGUACUUAGGGAUGUGGAUGAGUCCUAGUGGGUGUGCAAAGGCAAAGAAUGAAAAGAUAAGUAUGCUAAACCAGUGGGUAGGUCGAUUGGGAAGCGCGGCAAGGAUGAGAGCAAGUAAGUAUGAUGUGUUGAGAGAAGUGUGGAAGAGUGUGGCUGUGCCAUGUAUAAUGUAUGGUAUGGAUGUGAUUGCAUGGAAUGAAAGUGAAAUUGAUAAGUUAGAAGUGGGCCAGAACAAAGUAGCAAGGAUGGCACUGAGUGCACCGAGGUGCACAGCAGUUGAAGCCUUGAGAGGUGACAUGGGAUGGAGCACCUUCAGAGAAAGACUGACAAAAGCCACACUUAGGUACAAGAUUAGGCUUGAGAGAAUGGAUGAUGCAAGAAUAGCAAGGAAGGUGUACCUGUGGAAUGAAAGUGGAAGCAAAUGGAGGAAGAGAUGCAUGAGAAUGACAGACAGGAAUGGAUUGCAAGUUGUGUGGGCGAUAAGAAUGGCUGGUAGGAAUCAAAAUGAGCGUGAAUGGGUGGUAACAAGAGGAGGAAGAGUGGGAGCCGAGUGGGAUGUGAGAAAAUGGAAGAAUGAGAUAGACAAAGAAGUGAAAUGUGUGGGACUGAAUGAAUGGAAGAAUGAGAUGGAAAGAAAGAAGACCCUGGAAUGGUACAAGGAGAAAGAGGCCCCGAGGUAUGAAAGGUGGUAUGAUGGAAGCCUGGGCGGUGAUCUUCUCUUCCGAGCGAGGGCACAGUGUAUGGAUGUGAAUGCAAGGAGUUACAGGUGGUCUGAGUCCCGCAGCAAAGUGUGCCAGAUGUGUGACAUGGGAGAGGAUGAGACGGUGGAACAUGUGGUGCUGGAGUGUGUGCAGUAUGCCAGAGACAGGAAUGAGAUGAUGCAAGUGAUACUGACUGAGUUAGGGCAUGAUAGGAAUGAAAGAGUGGAGAAGACCAGGAAAGGAAUGGAUGGUGUUGUUGCUGGGACUGUGUAGAGAGGCGAAUGAAAGGAUGAUUGAGGCGGUGAAAGAGUUUCUGGAGAGAAUGUGGCGUGCCAGGUGUAUGAACAAUUAGGAUAGAGGAUGCUGUUCGUUUCUCUUUUUUUUUCCCCUUUCUACAGGAGUUGCCGAUCCAAAGGCCUGGCUCAGGAGUGAUCCUGUGCCACCUGUACCAUCAAGAUCAAGAUCAAGAUAUCAGAUGGUGAGUCUGCGUACAAAAUUGCAUCGGAGGGAUUGAUAGAGGCAGCCACAAUUAUCCAUCAUCAUCGGCGACACCAUGGCUCUUGAGAAGACAGACAGACCUCGAUGACAGCGUGGUGAGCGAGGAGGGGGAGUCAACCAGCAGAGUGGGGGAGCAUGACCCCUACUUUGAACCAGUGGUGACCUUGCUGGAGGUCUUCGUGGUUAGUGAUGAUGACCAGGAGGAGGAAAUGAUAAGACUGAGUUUCGAGGUCAGGUCAGGCAGUACAAGCUGUUUCGUUAUCACACCUCUGAGUCGCCCCCACAGUGGAAGGAACGGGGCAUGGGGGCCAUUAACAUUCUGAGGAACAAGUAGAAGAAGGCUGUGGAGUUUGUUCAGCGGCAGAAUUAAUGCCAGUGGUUGAGUUCAGAUCCUCCAAGACACACACACACACAUACAGCAGCCCCUCCACCUCCCCACAGCCCUCCACAGCCCCUGACACAGCAUCUGACACAGGCCCUUCACAGACCACCACAUACCUCACACAUACAUAAGAACAUAAGAACAUAAGAAAUAAGGGAAGCUGCAAGAAGCGACCAGGCUUACACGUGGCAGUCCCUGUAUGAAAUAUACCUACCUAUUUCCAUCUGUUAUCCCCAUCCAUAAACUUGUCUAAUCUUCUCUUAAAGCUCUCUAGUGUCCUAACACUAACAACAUGAUUACUGAGUCCGUUCCACUCAUCUACCACUCUUUUUGAGAACAAUUUUUUUCCUAUCUCCAUCCUAAACCCAAAUUUUUCAAGCUUGUACCCAUUAUUUCUUGUUCUACCCUGGUUGCUGAUCCUAAGAAUUUUGCCUACAUCCCCCUUGUUAUAACCCUUAUACCACUCAAAGACUUCUAUCAGGUCCCCUCUUAACCUACGUAUCUCUAAAGAAUGUAAAUUUAACAGCUUCAACCUCGCCUCGUAAGGAAUACUCCUCAUCCCCUGUAUCCUUUUAGUCAUUCUCCUCUGUACUGAUUCUAAUAGACCUAUAUCUUUCCUGUAAUGUGGGGACCAGAACUGCACAGCGUAGUCUAGAUGAGGUCUGACCAGCGCCAAAGUAUAACUUUAAUACUACUUCCGGCCUUCUACUUUUAACACUCCUAAAAAUCACACACACCACAGGAGCCUCACAAACAGUCUCACAGCCUUCACAAGCAGCCCCACACUCCACCACAGACACACCAGACCCACAGCCCUUCACCUCACCCACUUCCCAGCCCCCAACGCCCCCCCAGCCACCACAAAUGAAGUGAAAGGAAGGGACUGUGGCUUCACCCAGCCAGCCAGGACAGCCUACAGAGAGGGGGUAGUCCCAGUCAAGUCACAAAAUAUAGGCUUGGUUCUUCCUACAGUUUGAAGUCAAUGAUUGGACAGGCCAGACAGCUUAGUGGCAGAGCUGCAGGUGGCCCUUGUAAGCUUCCUGGUGGCACAGAUGUAGGACGGCUGGGAGCAGUGGAGGUGCCUGAUGGGGCAGCUGUGCCGGGCAGAGGGGCUGCUACUGCUGCUGCUGCUGCUGGGGAGAGCCACACUUGUAUGGUGGUAACACGGAGAGGAAGUGGAAGAAAGCUUGGGACGCUCCCAUAACUCAGGAGCAAGAAAUACACCUUACUGGAAACCUUGUGACUGACAGGUGGCGGUGACUGCAGGAACCAAUUCAGAUGUCUGUCUUGUGUUGGCGAACGUCCUGUCUGCAGUCAGGCCAGUAGUGCCAUGUUGCAGGGUGUGACAUCAGGUGAAGAGCCAAAUGGAGAGUGUCUGCAGCCAGUACUGGCUGUGCUGAUGCUGUACAAGUGUCGAGCCAGGUGCCACAGCACAUGUCAGCUGACUCCACCAGAGUAGUGUCUCUAGUCCAGGAUGCACUGCUGUGUACGACUUGUAUGUCUUUGCUAAUAAAUAAAUAUUUGUGACUAUUCUUAUUAUAUAUGUGAAAUAAAUAUAUAGUUUGCUAACAGUGUGGUAUAAUAGUGUAAAAAUAAAUAUUUGAUAACAAUUCAUGCAUGCCCCAAAGGUAAAAAAAAAAAAAAAACAGGAUUGUGCCCUCUAAACUUUUAAGAUACCACUUGCACAUAGAAGCCCCGUCCCAGCGACUCCAGUGUCGGCUGGGAUGGGGCUUCUAUGUGCAAAUGGUAUCUUAAACUUAGUUUAGUAGCCAAUCCUGACUUUUUUUUUUACCUUGGGGGCAUGACCUGUACUCCCAGAAAGACUAUUUGCCAAAGAUAUUAUUGACAUGGCAUAAAUAACUAUCAUUAUGUUCAAGAUGGUAUACUGAAUGUUUAUUGUUUUAAUGUGAAUGUUAAGUGAAUAAAUACACAACAAUAAUAUAAA